AUGGCUCAACCAAGCUCCAGCAUCCACAUUCCUCAGCCCCCACCGGUCCUGGACAAUGUCGUCCUCAAGGAAAUCCAGCUCCCCCUCCCCGCAGCUCCAGAAGCCUGGCACCGCCCCGGCAAACCUCAACCUUGCACCGCAACCCUGAAGCUUUCUUAUUCCUCUGCUAUUGCCUCCGCCGACACAGACGAUGUCUCCCUUUCCAUUGACUACGGGAAGCUUUUCCGUCGCCUCGAAUCCGAUGCCCGCAAUUUGGCUACGUCCACCUCAUCCCCAGAGCACCACCGUAUGGUAAACUUGGAUGGAACACAACGCGAGGAUAUGAAAAUCAGCGAUGUGGGUCAGGACCCACGCGCUACGGCGGGAAUGGUCGCGAAUGCCGGACUAGGCAUGCUGGACGAGACCGCAGCGGGGGUGCGGCGGAUGGCGCAUAUACAGCCGAGCCCGCGGAAUGGGUACUCUGGAGCCGGGAACAUGAGUGUGUCACCUGCCAAAUAUCCGAUCGAGGCGGAGUAUGGAAAGUGUGAGGUCUGGCUGCAUUUCCCGAAAGCGCUGUUGAGGGCCGAGGAGGGAUUAAAGUAUCGCAGUUUGACGGUUUGGGGAUACAAGCAGAGCGAUUUGCAGGAGAGGUGUCCUGUCGUGGUGGAAGAGGAGUUCCUCAUUGAGGGGAUUCGCUGUUAUUGUAUCCUCGGCGUGAACCCGCAUGAGCGCAUCGAGAAGCAGGCCGUGAUUGUUUCACUAGCGUUUACUGGACCUGGACAGCUUGCUUGGGGGUCGACUGUUGUGGAGACUUAUCAGGCCAUGACCAGGGCUGUGGCUGAGCGCGUCGACAAUACCACGUUCAAGACUGUGGAGGCCCUGGCCACUUUGGUGGCUUCUAUUGCGACGUUGGAAUUUGGGAAUGAGCGGGUAACAGUUAAGGUUGAGAAGCCCAGUGCAUUGGCAUUUGUGCAGAGAUCGGGUGUUGAGAUCACCCGAUCUAAGGCAUUCUUCCAGAAUCACGAGGCUCAAAAAUAG
Messenger RNA from Penicillium pulvis, 1017 nucleotides. RefSeq names its product dihydroneopterin aldolase. The coding region runs from base 1 to 1017 and encodes 338 amino acids. The transcript is spliced from 2 exons. Gene Ontology annotation, cellular component: cytoplasm. Gene Ontology annotation, molecular function: dihydroneopterin aldolase activity. Lineage: Eukaryota; Fungi; Ascomycota; Eurotiomycetes; Eurotiales; Aspergillaceae. Gene Ontology annotation, biological process: folic acid-containing compound metabolic process. The record is from RefSeq and is a predicted model, not a curated record.